Molecule: messenger RNA, 2556 nt
Organism: Fundulus heteroclitus (mummichog)
Lineage: Eukaryota; Metazoa; Chordata; Actinopteri; Cyprinodontiformes; Fundulidae
Product: glutathione hydrolase 5 proenzyme-like
Exons: 8
Biological process (GO): inflammatory response; glutathione catabolic process; leukotriene D4 biosynthetic process
Cellular component (GO): plasma membrane
Molecular function (GO): leukotriene-C(4) hydrolase activity; glutathione gamma-glutamate hydrolase
Source: RefSeq, a predicted model, not a curated record
UGAAGUCCUCUGCAACAAGAAUAAAACUAUCCUGAGCAACAAGGACACCCUGCAGUUUUCUAAACUUGCCGACACCCUUGAAACAAUUGCAGAGGAAGGGGCAGAUGCCUUUUACACCGGCAGGAUAGGACAUGACUUGAUCCAAGACAUAAAAGCUGCAGGUGGAACAUUAACAAUGGAAGACCUGAAGUCUUACAAAGAGCAGGUGGUCAGUCCAUGGACGGUUUCUUUGGGACCUCAUCAGAUGUACAUCGCUCCACCACCUGCUGGGGGGGCGCUGCUGGCUUUCAUUCUCAGAAUUAUGAAAGGGUUCUCGCUGACUUCAGACUCUCUGGUUGGUGAAAAUAAGAUUCAGAUGUACCAUCGUUAUAUAGAGGCAGCUAAGUUUGCUAAUGGACAAAAGAAGCACAUUCGAGAUCCUGCCUUCUUCGGUAACGGCAAGGUUGCUGAUCACUUGAUUGAUCCUUCUUUCGCCGAUCGUAUCAGGAGGAUGAUAUCAUCACUUCGCACCCAUAAUGACUCCUAUUACAGCAACAUCAAGCCUCCGUCCGAUAAUUUUGGAACAACCCAUGUAUCUGUCCUGGAUAAGGAUGAACUCGCCGUCUCAGCCACCAGCACCAUAAAUCAGCUGUUUGGAGGAGCAGUUUACUCUCCACGAACGGGAAUCAUCCUCAACAACGAGCUUGCUGACUUUUGUGGAAGAGUAGAUUCAAUAAGUGCAGGUGAACGGCCGCCCUCCUCUAUGACUCCUGUUAUCCUGGAGAAAAGCUCUGGAGGGAUCCUUGUGAUGGGCGGUUCAGGAGGAAGUAUGAUCACCUCAUCAGUGGCCUUGUCCCUAAUAAACCGUCUAUGGCUGGGGAUGAGCUUAAAAGCUUCUAUUGAUGCUCGUAUAAUCUUCGUCGACUCAAAGAACGUUGUGAAUUUUGAACCAGAAUUUGAUGAGUCUGUGAAAGAAGGCCUCAGGGCUCUUGGACACCAAGUUGGGAACUGGAAAUACUUCCUAAAUGUGGUCAAUGCCUUGGAAAAGGAGAACGGUUGCAUAGAGGCCGUGUCGGACCGCAGGAAGUUGGGAAUGGCAGCAGGAUAUUGAUCUCGAGGAUCAUGAGUAACCCUCCGCAGAUAUCUUUUCUUGGACUAACUGAACCUUUAGGCUUGGAGCCAGUGAAUGUGGUGCAGCUCUCAAAAACUGAAUGUGAAUGAUUUUUAUAUUUCUACUGUAUGCAUUUUGUGAAGAAGGAUGCACGGCCAGGAGUUCAAAUUGUCUGACUUGGAGAUAAAAAAAAUGCUGUUGAUUUACUCCACUUGUUCAUUUAAAAAAAAGUGACUGAAUGCAGGCACACAUCCAUGUAGCAUUUUUAUAAUACUUCAUGAAAGUAAUCAGACAAAAUUGGUGGUCGGGCUAACUCCAUCUAGAUGUUUCAUAUGAAGACAGAGCAACAUAAUGAUGUGAUUAAUGUACAUUCCACCAUCAUCCAGCCAACACCUUUCUCUUUUUGUUCAUGUGUUUUGACAUGUAUGCUUGUGCAGCUACAGCACUGUGCAAAUUUUUUCAACCUGUCCAGUUUCUUUAUAUGUUCCUUUCAAAAUGACCGUUCUUUGUAAUCUUUUAAAAUCAGUCUUGAUCCCUGUUCGUGGCUUGCCAGGCUCUCUUGAGGUAUUUUAAAGUUUUGGGUGUGAUUCAGGCUGCUUAUUCAUACAUUUACCACCCACUCAGGUCAAGUGCCAGGUCUAAAGCUUUACCUACAGCUUUUUAGCAAUGUCCAAAAGUCACGCCUUUCAGAAAAAGGGGCAAAUAUCGAGCAAAGAGCAGAGACGGGACCUGAGAGAUGCAUCACCGUUCUGUUGAUCGUCAUACUCCAGAGUAUGAUGAACACACCCUUUUAAGUUUUGCAAAACAAUAACAGUAUUCCAAUAAUAACGAAUAAAUAACCAGCCUAAAAAUUGUUGUAAUAAGCAUAAGUCCAAAGAAAGAAACGGAAAGAUCUUGAGUCAAUACCACUCUAAAAGAUCUGAAAAAUGUCCUCCUUGCUUAAAGGAAAACUCAGAAGAAAUGACGGAUGGCUUAAAAUUUUUUGCACAGUACUGCAUUAGUAUUUAGAGACCGAAAAAAACUGAGAUGCUGUUUUCUAAAGAGCACUGUUUCAUUUGUUCACAGCAGCUGGGUAUAAACAUUUGUGGAAAGACUGACUUUACAGUCUGCAAUUAUCACUUUGCAUUGUUGACCAAUGUACGUCUGUAAUGUGUAGUGCUAUAACUGAAUUUGUUUUAUUUUCCGACUGACUUAGGAUAUUUUUUGUUGGGCCUCCCCACCAUAUAUGAGCCAUUUAACCUUUUUUAAAAGGAAAUCCUGAGAUACUUCUACUGUGACCUUCAGCAUUACUGUAUGUGAGAAAGCCAACGAUUCAAACUAAUGUUCUUAAUUCAAUAUACUGUAAAAAUAUCUUUUUACUAAAGCAAUUUUUUUACUUUGUGUUUUUGUUGAUGUAUUUUUAUAGACUUGUUUGUGACUGCUCACUUUGUAUUUUCUUGUUUCCACAUUAAAAAACAUUCACUUGA